Messenger RNA from Opisthorchis viverrini, 1701 nucleotides. RefSeq lists its product as hypothetical. Gene Ontology annotation, molecular function: serine-type endopeptidase activity. NCBI's taxonomy places the organism in Eukaryota, Metazoa, Platyhelminthes, Trematoda, Opisthorchiida, Opisthorchiidae. The record is from RefSeq and is a predicted model, not a curated record. Gene Ontology annotation, biological process: proteolysis. The transcript has 6 exons. The coding region runs from base 47 to 1528 and encodes 493 amino acids.
CAGCCGAACUGGGUGUUCACCGUCGCGCGGAACGAUCUCGUUUAAGAUGAAGCAGUCAGUUUGGUGGGUUGUGACUGCAUUACUAUUGCUACACCAAAGUUCUGUUCACUCCCAUCAAAGCUCAAAAGAAGGAGAGCAUGGAGACUAUCAUACAGCUCACGGUGGUGGCAGCUCGCUCUGUUGUUCAGGACAGCAUCAGCCAGGUGAAUCUAACGGACACGGAGGAGGCACCGUAAUGAACCCCACGCACCAUAACGACCAUCAUAAGUGUGGCCACAACAAAACCGAAAUCAAGCCCAAGAUGAUAAACUUCGGUUUCCUGGACGGUAGUGUUAUUCGAUUCAAACCAGACAAGAUGCUCGUCUUCAACGACGAUCGGUAUGAACCGUGGUCAAACUGGAGUGAGUGUAUAAAAAAGGACUGCAUCGAAGUGCGUUUUCGUAAGUGCAAGGACGAUUCGUGGACCCAACCAUCUCCAAACAAGAUUCAUACGACCAAAUGCUUAAGCAAGUUCUUUGCUGAAAAACGAACUUGUCAGAACACGACGGUUUGUAAUUCACACGUGAUACCAGAAAAACUGAGUGAAACCUGCGGAAUCAGACCAAACACCCCAAGUAUUGUUGCGAAGAUAGUUGGUGGCGAGAUUGUUACUCCUCAUUCGUGGCCAUGGGCGGUUCGAUUGUCGGUGAAACCACCAGGGCGGCGACUGAUUAGCUUUUGUGCGGCCACUUUGAUUGCACCACAAUGGGUCCUGACAGCAGCUCACUGCUUACUGGUUGAAAAUAAGCGGAUGCCUGUCGGUCGGAUGGUCAAUCUGCGGGACCAGAUGAAAAGUGUCCUGUACGUGCACUUUGGUGAUCAUGAUAAGACAAAGCAAGAAGAAGCUCAACAGGAUGUCCGAGUAGAGAAAGUCAUACUGCACCCGAGAUAUCACCGCAAACUUAUGGCAGAUGGGGAUGACAUUGCACUUUUGUACCUACCAAAGGCCGUGAACAUAACUCCCAAAGUAAGCUAUGCUUGUCUACCGACAAAGGACGUGCAAGUAGAACCAGGCACUCAGUGCUACGCAGUUGGAUGGGGCAGUACUGAAGCGGGACGCACACCAACCUUCGACAACAUCAACAGCAUCCUUGAUGCCCUAUUUCUUCCAGGUUUUGGAUUUUCUUCACCAUUCUUCUCCAGGCCGUUCUCUAUGUCACCAUUCUUCCGUAGAUCACAGGACAGAGCCGUGUCCCGUGUGUUACGAGAGGUUGAUCUUCCGGUAGUCAGUAACAAGGAAUGUCGCAAAUACUAUCCGGAUCUGAACGAAGAUGUACAUAUUUGUGCUGGUUCUAAAGGCAAGGACACCUGUGCCGGUGACAGUGGUGGCGGACUCUACUGUCAACUGCCUAGAUCCGGACGAUGGUUUGUUGUCGGAGUGACGAGCUUCGGUCUGGCUCGUGGUUGUGGGACAAAUCCAGGGGUUUAUACUUCUGUCAUUGGACACUUGGAUUGGAUCACCCAAGUGAUGGCCACCUCGGUCUAUUGAGGCCCUUCAUCAUAACCCUCAUCGUCUGCUCCGAUGCGCGACAGCGUGGGAUUAAAAUAUCCUGACAGAUUUUUAUGUCAUCUACUGCCCGUUGAUUGUACUCGCUUCCACCACCAAAUUUUUCUGAAACAUCAAUAAGAACAAUAAAUGUACUUGCACAAUUUCCCUGCCAG